AGUGAUUGAUUAGGGAAUGAUAUUUUGCUUUCUUAAUAAUUUGGUGGCCAAAUUUGGUCCGACUAUCCAAAUCAAUGCCUCCCAUCGUGGGGGUGGCAAUUUGGUAAUUUCAGCUAUGAAGGAGGGUCGUUUUGACUGCAAGUUGAAUUUAAGUUAUUUCUUUCUUCCUUCUUUUUUUGCUUCUUCUCUUUCCUUCCUUUCCCAUAUCUAUCUCCUUCACAUUUACAUUUCUCUCUUAUUUCAACUGCAAAAUCUCUUAUCCUUUUCUUCAUCUUCUGAUUCCGAUUUCGAUCUCAGUUUUCUGCGUCAGAGAGUUUUUCGUUUCGAUUUUGGUCACUUCUGUUUCCGCAUCGGAGAUUUUCGAUUUAUUUCUUCAAAAAAAAAAAAUAGUAAAAAAAUAGGAAUGAAGAAAGCGUGUGAGCUGUGUAAGCAAGCGGCGCGGAUAUGCUGUGAGUCGGACCAGGCGAGCUUAUGCUGGGACUGCGACGCGAAGGUGCACUCAGCCAACUUUUUGGUGGCGCGGCAUUCGAGAAAUCUGCUCUGCCGCGUCUGCCAGUCGCCGACGUCGUGGUCCGCCGCCGGCUCCAAGCUGGAGCCGACCUACUCCGCCUGCCGGAAAUGCGCGAGGAAAACUGUCUGCGACGGAGAAGACGAAGAAGAAGAGAAGGCGGUGGAGGAGGAGGAGGAGAUGGCCGAGAAUCACGUCGUGCCGUGGUCGCCGCCGCCGGAUAGCUCUCUGAGCGGCGGAGAGGCUGUGGUUCACGGCGGAGAAGCGGCGGUUGUGAGGAAACGCGGCAGGAGCGAUCGUCCUAUUAUUGACGAUCUGAAUAUCUGCACGCCGUCGUCGGAGGCGGCAGCGAGCGUCGCCGAUUCCGUAUCCAGAGGAGAGUCGACGCCGCAGCGGAAGUUUCGGAGAACGGACGGCGGCGAAGCCGAAGCUAGAGUGCCGAAAUCUCCGAUCGUCGCGGCGGUGAAGAGAUUCCGGCGGGAAGAAGCGGUUCCCUGCGAGGAAAUGCCGAGAGCCGUUGAUCUGAAUCUGACGCUGACGCUGGGGCUCUUCAGCCGUUGAUUUCGAUUUACGUUUUUGCGGGGAUUAGGAUUUUUAGAAUUAGUUUAUUAGGAAAGAAUUUUUACACGUUUAGGAGUUUUUUAAUUAUUGGACUAUAUUUUACUAAUUUUUGUUGGUUGUAUUUGGUAAUGGCUAAAAUGGGCAUAUUCUUAAUUUCAGUCCCCUGCCGGGAUGCAUCAUGCAUCUUAUUAUAUAUUCAACAAAUCUUCUAUUUUUCUCA
Molecule: messenger RNA, 1289 nt
Organism: Salvia miltiorrhiza (redroot sage)
Lineage: Eukaryota; Viridiplantae; Streptophyta; Magnoliopsida; Lamiales; Lamiaceae
Exons: 2
Coding region: 17-1069 (350 amino acids)
Molecular function (GO): zinc ion binding
Source: RefSeq, a predicted model, not a curated record